Molecule: messenger RNA, 939 nt
Organism: Papaver somniferum (opium poppy)
Lineage: Eukaryota; Viridiplantae; Streptophyta; Magnoliopsida; Ranunculales; Papaveraceae
Exons: 1
Coding region: 1-939 (312 amino acids)
Source: RefSeq, a predicted model, not a curated record
AUGACUAUUACUCUGGAAAGCGUAGCCGUGUUACUGAACCUCCCCAUUGUGGGAAAUUUCCACUAUGAACUAUCCACCGAAGAAAAAUCUACCCUUGACGCUAUACUUCAGAAGGCGGAAUAUUAUGAUCAACAGAAAAAGUAUGAGAAAUGCUUAUACACUUGGUGGUUGUCUCAUUGGUUUCCUACAAAAUCAAGGUCGAGCCAGACACUGGAUGACGAACUCAGCGUGGUCGCAUUUCUGUCUUUGUGGCUGUCCAGGGACAUCUUUGAUGGCGGCUCUGGAAAGAAGAAUAUAAAACACGAUCUCGUCAUGUUUGCCAUAAAGUUAGCGAAAGGCGUGGUUCUCCCCUUAGGUAGUUUGUUCCUUGGAUCAUUGUACUCUUAUUUGGAUGCUCUGGCAGUAGACAUGCGCGCCUCCAACGGGUGCAAGAAAGUGGAGUCGCAUAUUCACAUAGCUUUCCUCCAAGCAUGUUUAUGGGAACAUUUCAAAGAUUAUGCUCCCGUCUCUGCAACUUCGUUUUCCAGCUUGUAUGGUGGUUCGAGAAUACUCCGUUGGCAAAACAAACGACAAAAACCGGGGGUAAGGAUCGUCGAUUUUCUCGAUAAUGUAUAUUCCAUAUAUUUCCAUCCAUGGGGAGUGGCUCAUUCUUCCGUGGUUCAACCGAAGACCUUCACCACUGCUCCCGAAAUUGUGCUGCACACUGAUGGGAAAGAUCUGAAUUCUGGGGAGAUUAUAUUUCUGCGAAGUUGCAUUCCGGGAUACGUUCCAUCUUACUUUGAUGAAUUCCUUAUUGUGGUUCCUUAUAAUAUUGAUAGAGCCGCCCGCCAGAUGGGAUUUGAUCAAGGCAUCCCGUUCAACCGCCCACGGAUGCCUUCAAAGGAGAUUGUGUCGUCUGUUCUCAAUGCUAGCCUAUUUGCGACGAAGCAAAGCCUUUGA